UCCAGAUUAUUUAGGAUGCGGAGUGCUUCGGUUGUGUGUGCGAGGAAGAAAUAGUGAUGAUCAAUUGCAGGUGCUUUAUGAAAGGAACGCAAGCAUUCAAACUGCGGGCGAAAUGGUUAAGAAGAAAAUGGUUCUGCAAAAGUUGAAGGCUUUAACCAAUAUGUUCCCGCCGCCUUUGAAAUGGAUUCCAAUAUCUGCCGAUGGGGCUGUUACGGCCGAGGUACUGAUUUCGGGAGAACUCAUAGAAGAGAAAGAUGACUUUCACGAUUCUAACAUCGAAGUUCUAACCAAAUUGCCUGCCGAGAUCUGCCCAGUUAAUAAGAAAUUCAGGGUGGAGGUAAUCUUCAUUGGUUUCCGAAACUUUCGAAAAUCGUAUUAUAAAGCACCGAUGGGUGCCUUCCGAAUGAAACUGUUCUUUGCAGAUUUAUCUUUAGUUAGUGGUCCUUCAGCUCCUAGAAAUGGUCAAAGCAUCAAUUUCACAGAUUUUUACUCCACUGGAAUUGUGCACCUUCCCGAACAACAAGAAUAUUGGCCACCAGUUAUCAUGACACAUAUUCAGAUCACGAAAGGCAAUCAGGAGUUCACCAUAGGUGCUGCAAUGCUUUCUAAUGCUCACAGAUAUUUGAUGAAUGAAGAAGUUUCGUGCUCCUCUAAUAAAACGGUGACCUUCGAAGAUGAUGACGAUAGUUCAAGGGCCACCCACCUUGAAAUGGAAACUUCUUUCUAUUCUGAGACUCAUGCAGAAACGACUCCUUUGCUGUCUAAGGCUCGAAAGCCGGAAAACGUACUUUCCACUAAAUGGCAAAUCAUUCCUUCUCUGCUGGCAAAAUUGAAAGGGCAAAGAAAAGAUCCUACAAUUGAAGCAUCCCCGAAAGAAGAAAGGGAAUUUAGCUGGUGGACGAAAUUCUAUAACUCAGUAGAGCACGGCGAUGAUAAUGCGAUAGAUGUGACGAAACAUCAUCUGGUAAUCUAUGGAUCUGAAUUAGAAAAUCAAAUAGAAUUCAAUUUUCUGCAAGAUUGGGCGGAGCCGGUUCCACUCAUCCGAGGCAUCCAGCAUAAAAGAAAUGGGCCACCCAAAGAAGAAUCUUAUGCCAGCAUAAAAUGUCAUAUUGAAGUAAAGAAAUGUAAAUCACAAUCGCAAAAUGUAGGUCCAAAUGAAAAACUUUUGAAGAAUGCUCGAAACGUGAGAUUCCAGGAAAUAUGCUCACUUCUUGUCGAUAUGGAAGUUGUAGUUCGCGUUUAUAUAGUGCAAGGAUUACGGAUAAGAUCUAUGGAUAGAUACAGUGAAUCUGAUUCAUAUGUGAAAUUGCAAUUUGGUGAUAAAGUAAUAAGCGAUCGAGCAAACUACAUCCCGAAUCAAACAAAUCCUGUUUUUGGGAAAGUCUUUCAAAUUGAAGGAAUUAUUCCCAGGGAGCACAUAUUGCAUAUAUCUCUGUAUGAUCGGGAUUUAUUCGAUGAUUUAAUUGGAUGCACAAAUAUUGACUUAGAAGACCGCUUAAGGUCGAAACAUCGCGCUGCGAUUGGGAUUUCUAAUGAAUAUUCAGAAAGUGGAUACAACGUUUGGCGUGAUUUGAAGUCCCCCCGGAAUAUAUUGCAUGAAGUCGCUGCAAAAUACGAUUUAGAUCCACCAGAAAUUAAAGAAGACAAACUUUAUUUUGCUGGAAAAGUUUUCUCUGAUACAUCAAAGAUAUCGAGAGAUGAAAAACUCGAAAAUCGGCUUUGCCUUUCAGUUUUAAAAAAACUUGAUGAAAUCCCAGAAAUCGGUUACAAACUUGUACCAGAGCACGUUGAAACUCGGUCGUUGUACCGAACCAACCGGCCUGGAAUCGAGCAGGGAAAGCUUCAAUUAUGGGUAGAAAUUUAUGAAAAAGAUAAUGUACCGCCACCCCUGGAUAUAACCCCGAUACCAGCAAGGAAGUAUGAGUUGAGAGCAAUAAUCUUGAACACAUCUGGCGUUAUUCUAGAUGAGAAGAACAUUUUUGGGAAGAAAAUGAGUGAUAUUUACUUAAAAGGGUGGUUGGAAGAUAUCGACGAGGCACAAUAUACGGACGUUCAUUAUCGUUCAUUAAACGGCGAGGGGAAUUUUAAUUGGAGAAUGAUCUUUCCUCUGAGGUAUUCACGGGUGGAAGACAAGAUGGUAUUGAGAAAAAAGGCAGCCAUAUACGAACGAUUCGACACUGAAGUUAAAGUUCCGCCAGUUUUUUAUUUGCAAAUUUGGGAUAAUGAUGUUUUCUCGCCGGACGAUUUUUUGGGGGUGGUCAAUGUCAAUCUUUCUCAUUUCAAAGAACCUGUUACAACCGCGAAGAAAUGUUCAUUGAGACAGCAAACUAAAUACGUGAACCUUUUCAAUGUUGGGACUGUGAAAGGGUGGUUCCCAGCUGAAGGCAAAUUUUCAGAUGGUUCAAUUGGACUUACGGGGAAAGUGGAGAUGAUUUUGCAAGUACUUACCGAACCAGAAGCUGCUAGUCGACCAGCGGGUUUGGGGCGUAAUCCACCUGAACAACUACCCGAUCCAAAGCGUCCCGAAACAUCUUUCAGUUGGUUUGCAAACCCCUUUCUGUCGUUCAAGCAUAUUCUGAUGCCUCAAAUCAAGAAAUGUCUCUGUUAUAUAUGUAUUGUUGUAAUAAUAGUUGCUCUAAUUAUAACAUUUAUUUAUGCGCUACCUGGUCAACUAAUGAAGAAAACUGUUGGCCUAUAAUGUA
This is a messenger RNA of Hermetia illucens (black soldier fly), 2702 nucleotides long. RefSeq names its product fer-1-like protein 6 (gene mfr). NCBI's taxonomy places the organism in Eukaryota, Metazoa, Arthropoda, Insecta, Diptera, Stratiomyidae. Bases 113 to 2698 code for a protein of 861 amino acids. The record is from RefSeq and is a predicted model, not a curated record. Gene Ontology annotation, biological process: plasma membrane organization. The transcript is spliced from 12 exons.